ACACCACACGAGGCACGCUUUUUGUUUUUUUGUUGUGGCGGUUGGCAGCAUGACAGCUGUUUUUGACAGUUAAUUCCACGGUAGCUGUUUACAUUGCAAAACAACAACAAAGCCGGUGUGGUGCCUGAUGAACGCAGUUUCGAGAGGAAAGUUGGGCAAUCUUUUACUCAAGAAAAUUAUUUCCAAUGUGGCCAUACAAGAAAAUGUAUCAAAAUCGAGUGAAAGAGAUGGCAGUAGCUUGGCACCCCAAUCUAGUGCACCCAAAGCUAAUAGUCCAGCAGUUGCAGCAGAGGAUAAACACAUCCAUGAGCAAGAUGAGCCGUCAGACAGCGAAUCGGAUGCAAGCAGCGUUGGCGAUCAUCUGGUUGACCCCAGUACGAUAAAUCUGGAUGAAACAUUCUUUUCUCAACCAUUGCAUGAACAUCCUACUGCCAAAAGCGAGGAUGCUGAUUUAGCUUUAUCGGGAAAAGCACACGAGCUGUCCGAAUCGGAGGAUGAGAACACCCCUGCCAUCGAAGAGGACGACCGGAUGUACCAAAUAUUUACUCAGAUAUCCGACUACGAUAGGAUGAUGCAAGAAGUGAACGUUUGUAAUGAGUCGCACGAACAAAGAAGAAGAGAACUAGGACUGUCUCAAGGGACACAGGCUUUCGACGACUGUGAUGUCCCGUUUAUGCUCACUCAAACGGAGGAUAUUCAAGAGGUCGCUGCGUGCGCAGGAGACAAUCUCGACUGGGAGUGUGUAGCCGAUCAGAACGCUCAAGCGGAGUCGCUCAACAACAUCGAAAUCAUUGUUUCUGGUAGCAAGCAAAAGUCCACACGUGUGCUAAGUGCAGCCGAAAGACUGAAACGGUUGGAGCAGGAAAAUACCAGAAAAUUGUUCCUAGCCACUCACAAAACGCAUCUGCUGUUACUGAUCGCGUAUGGCAUUAGGGUUAAUCAAACAGCCAAUCGGAGCAUGAUCCAAUGUGCCUCGGAACUGUAUGAGCUGGUUGCGAAUAGCGACUUUUCGAUGUACGAAACAGUGAGUCUCGAUCUUGUCCAAUCCAUAACGGCCUACUACAAUACUGUGAUGAAGCUUGUGAUAACGGGUCCACGGAUAAUGAAACAGAGCAAAGCUUUUGAGCGGCAGCUGGCUUCCCGUGAGGUAACUUCCAGGAAAAUGCUAAAUAUUAUACUACUGGCACUGUUCCGCUUUUUAAGCGUUCGUGCAAGACUUGUAAUGAAUCUGGACGUGGUACCGAAACAUCCACCAGCCGUUAAACCUAUACCGAAGGAAAAGCAUAAGAAUGAUCCAACGAAAACAACCGACGGUUCUGCACGGUACGGCAACGUUCCGCUUACUACAGCGGAAAUAUUAAAGCGUAAACCGGAAAUACAGAAAAUGUUUCAGCUGUCUCAGCUCGACGGGGGGGAUGAUGAGAUCGUAUCGAACAAGAAAGCACGCAUACAGGUGACGCAUGAUAAAUCAGAGCUAUCGAAAUUAAGUUCACCAGCUAAAAAUCCAAAAAUUUGCAAAAAAGCGGAGAAACAAUCGGCCAAGCAGAACUCCAGCGAAGGCGAACAAAAAGUUCUAAGAUUGAUAUCUUCUAAAUACUUCCCGAAAAAGGCUGCCAUGAAUCAAAUGGUCAGCGAGCGCGAGAAUAAAAAUCCCACCAUUGGCAAGCUAAAUUUUGCCAAGCUCCGGAAGACACCACAGGAAUCAACGGUGAAAGAUGAUUCGAAAUCGGAAGAAAUUUCGCUUAAGUUAACGUCUUCCAAAUACUUCAAGAAACGAGCUUCAUCUGAACAAACCGCGGUAUCGUGCGAACAUAGAAAAUCUAGUAAGGAACGGCCCAAUUUAGCAAAACUUCGACGCCAGACGUCACCAGCUGCCGGCGAGAGUGUGAAAAGGGCGGAAGAAAAACACCGCAUACCGGAGCUCGAUACGUGGAUUGAAUGUUACCUCGAAAAGGAACGACGUUGGACCGUGGUGGAGGCCGCACUGGGGAGCACCGAUUGUUUGGAGCUCGUGAUCGAUCGCAUCCUUGCGCCACCGUUGUAUGCUUUUGCCUGGGAAGCGGAUGGUACUAUCGUCGAUGUUUCGCCACGCUAUCGAUGGAGCAACGAGCAGCUUGCAUUAAAAAACCGUGUCGAUACAAAAUGGCUUCGAAAGACGCUCUCCAAGUAUCGUCCUCGAGAGCUGGAUGAAGCACAUCUGCACGAGCAGACUGAAUUCCGACUGCUUAAGCUGCGUGCACCAAGACCGAUCACCAUUGCUCAGUGCAAAAAUCAUCCAUCGUACUGCUUGCGUCGACAUCUGCAAAAAUUUCAAGCGAUCUACCCGCCAGAUGCACCGCCGUUGGGCUUCGUCCAAGGAGAACCACUUUACGCUCGCGAAUGUGUGCAUACCUUACAUUCGCGCGAAGUUUGGCUGCGGCACGCGAAAGUGAUAAGACAUUUCGAGCAGCCGUAUAAAAUUGUCCGCACCAAGCUGAAGCGGCAACCUGCCGAUCUGGAAUUGUUCGGCUACUGGCAAACGGAAGAGUACAUCCCACCGGAGCCCGUCAACGGUAUUGUGCCACGCAAUGCGUAUGGGAAUAUAGAAAUCUUUAAAGCAUGUAUGCUACCCAAAGGCACGGUACACUUGAAACAGUAUGGACUGUCGUACAUUUGCCGCAAGCUUGGAAUCGACUAUGCUGUUGCGGUGGUUGGAUUUGGGGUGCACGCCGGUGGUAACCAUCCCGUGUUUGACGGCAUUGUAAUAUGUGAGGAGCAUCGCGAUCGUUUGCUGGAGGCCUGGCAGCGGCAUCAGGACGAAGCGGCACAGAAAAAGAUAGAAAAGAAGCAAAGUGCGGUGUUGAGGAAUUGGGUGAAGUUGGUGAAAGGUUUGCUUGUGCGAAGGAAGCUUAAACAUAAGUAUAAUUUUGAAGGAAUGUAGGAAAAUUGUACAGUAGAAAUGUUAUUCGUUA
Molecule: messenger RNA, 2951 nt
Organism: Anopheles stephensi (Asian malaria mosquito)
Lineage: Eukaryota; Metazoa; Arthropoda; Insecta; Diptera; Culicidae
Product: DNA repair protein complementing XP-C cells homolog
Exons: 3
Coding region: 128-2920 (930 amino acids)
Biological process (GO): nucleotide-excision repair; mismatch repair
Cellular component (GO): nucleotide-excision repair factor 2 complex; cytoplasm; nucleus
Molecular function (GO): damaged DNA binding; single-stranded DNA binding
Source: RefSeq, a predicted model, not a curated record